AUGGACCGAAAAUCGAAACAACGAGUUAUAAUCAUACAUGGCAGUGCUAUGACACCGGGAAUUGUCAAUCGGUAUUGGUAUAAAUGGUUAGAAGGAGAGUUAAAUAAGUUAGGUAUGAAUGCCAUUGCACCGGCUUUUCCAGAUGAAAAAGAAGCUAAAGAUUCCAUCUGGAUACCGUUCUUAAUUAAUGAUCUGAAAGUUCAAGAGGAUGACAUCUUAGUUGGCCAUAGUUCGGGAGCUAUGGCUAUUCUACGUUUGUGUGAACAAAUGAAAGUGAAAGGGAUUAUCUUAGUAUCAGCUGGGUAUGACAGCAACGAAAAUGAUUCCAACUGGAACUGGAAGAAGAUCAAGUCAAAUACACAGUGGAUUGAACAAUUCCAUAGUACAGAUGAUCCGUUCACCUCAGUGGUUAGCAGUCGAUACAUAGCGAACGAAUUGCGAAGUGUAUACCAUGAAUUUACUGAUCGAAAUCAUUUUUUAUGUCCUGACUUUCCAGAUAUAGUCACAGUUAUUAAAAAAUACUCAUAA
Adineta ricciae is the source of this 528-nucleotide messenger RNA. NCBI's taxonomy places the organism in Eukaryota, Metazoa, Rotifera, Eurotatoria, Adinetida, Adinetidae. The record is from the annotation of a GenBank genome assembly.